AUGGCAUUGCAUAGUGAAGAUAGCCAGGAGGACGCACCAGAGUGUCCAGUGUGCUAUGAGUGUCUGUCGGGCACAGAGAGGACCCUGAGCUGCGGACAUGUAUUCUGUCACGACUGUCUGGUCAAAACGCUGGUCAGCAUCAACAACAAUGGAAACAUCAGAGACACUAUUGUUUGCCCCAUCUGCCGACAUCUUACAUUCAUCAAGAAACAACAAGAAGCGCUCGUGGUCGUCACGUCGGACAAGGAUCCAGGUGAAGCGCAGACCCUGGAGGUACCUCUCCCUCCAACGCAGAGGCAGCUCCAGAGCGACUCCGGAGACUCUCUACCGGGGGAGGAUCACUUACCGGGGGAGGAUCGCUGGAUCGCUCGCUGCUUCAGGGGAAUGUCUGGUCGAAUCCGUCGACAGAGGUUGAUAAGCCCCAGCCAUAACGCAUCUCAGAUAUUCAUCAUCAGCGCUCAGGGGCGACCCAUGGCCGAAGACGAUACCAUCGGUGUUGUGAUGACUGUGGUUCAACCUCGGCGCAGGCGAAGGCGCAGGAUUUGCACAACUGCACGAUGCCUGUUCAUUUUACUGUCAGCAUUUACUAUACUGGCACUAGUGACUGCAACUUUACCCUGGAUUUUGUUGGCAUAG
This is a messenger RNA of Anoplopoma fimbria (sablefish), 636 nucleotides long. RefSeq names its product RING finger protein 222. Bases 1 to 636 code for a protein of 211 amino acids. The transcript has a single exon. NCBI's taxonomy places the organism in Eukaryota, Metazoa, Chordata, Actinopteri, Perciformes, Anoplopomatidae. The record is from RefSeq and is a predicted model, not a curated record.